Messenger RNA from Raphanus sativus (radish), 1244 nucleotides. Its product is annotated as UPF0725 protein At1g02770-like. The record is from RefSeq and is a predicted model, not a curated record. The transcript has 7 exons. The coding region runs from base 171 to 1049 and encodes 292 amino acids. Lineage: Eukaryota; Viridiplantae; Streptophyta; Magnoliopsida; Brassicales; Brassicaceae.
UAGGGAAAUAAGCAUCUGUGGUAGUAGCAAAGCAGCAUCGAUCGGUCAAUCUUGUCUUCUGGUAUUGCUAUAGUAAAUAGCCAGGAUCAGAUGAAUUAUGGGACCAAGUGAAGCAAUCAGGGGGUUUUGAUGUCGAACAUAUCUCAGUAACGCAAGAUACCUGCGGACUUAUGACUUACGAUUGUGAAAACGAGAGGAUUAGGUAUCCUAAUCAUGUGUUGGUCAAUCUUUACGCUAGACUCGGUCUCCAUCAUUUCAACCUCUCUCAGGGAUCAAAUUUAGAGUUCCAUCACCUGAAGAAAUUCAACAUGACUAUGAAUUAUAUCUCCUCCUACCGCAUCACUUUGGUGGGUUAUGAUCCAGCGACCACUUUGCUCAUAAACUUUCAGGUUGGAGUGUCUGAGCAAGCAUAUGGUCGUUUGAAUUUGAUGGUCUUUGUUGCUAGACCUCAAGCUGAUAGGCCUCCCAGCAAUGAAGUUGUUAGGCCACUUGGUGUCACCAAUGAUCCCUUCAAACCGGAUGCAUGUGAUGAUAAUGGAUUCCCUUUCUGGCCGACAGAUUUUAAUGAUACAAAACGAUUCCACCUGCUGAAGGAAUCCGAGUUGCAAGGCAACGACUGUAUUCGUCUAUACUUGGAACUUGCUCUCUGUGCCAAUGAUAGGAAUAUUCCUGACAGCCAUGUAUCCCAGCUACAGAUUGUGAGAGUUGCAAUGGAAACUUUUGAGGAUGUGGACGUCAUAAAUGCCAAUUUCUACAUAACGUUGAAAGGCUUGCCCGUGGCUCGGGUUGGUGAGGAUGGUGAGCAUGUUGAGCGCAAAGUCAUAAUUAGAAGGUAUGUGGAUUUAUCUACCGGAUACUUGAUUCUCAAGGGUGGGUUUGGGUUUUCGGUUGGAGAAGACACUAGCGAGCGCCAUAUGACUCGCCGCCGGACCCAGCAAAAAAUAUCUCUGGGGUCAAAGGUGCUUCAGGAGAAAAUCGAACUCUGGUAUGGGGGUUCAGUGUUGAACCCAGACCUCUUCACGUGGGUACGCCUCUGGCCGGACCCUUGAAGAAGCUUACGCUGCUUUCGACGCUGAGCAGAGGCAAAACCCGACGUCUCGCCCAUGCCCAACUAUCUACAUUUCUGAUUAUUGGAAAAAUUUAGAUAAAAAUUUAGGUGCUCCAUAGAAUGGAUAAGAUAAUAAUAGACUUUGAUAACAAUAAUGUUGUACCUUUAAAAAAAAAGUUGUACCUUGUUGACUUCA